This is a messenger RNA of Acanthosepion pharaonis, 1863 nucleotides long. The record is from the annotation of a GenBank genome assembly. Lineage: Eukaryota; Metazoa; Mollusca; Cephalopoda; Sepiida; Sepiidae.
AUGUGUUGCGCCGAUCAUUAUUUUUUAUUCACACGUUAUUACGUGAGCCGCAAUUAUCACCAAAUUAUAGCAUUCUUUUCUUCACAAUCCUUUAUCAUCCACUGCCUCUCCCCCCCCCCUCUCUCUCUCUCUCUCUCUCUCUCUCUCUAUCCUAUUCAUAUCUAUCUAUCUAUCUAUCUAUCAUUCUCCUAUUCAUAUCUGUAUCUAUCUCUUCACAUCUAUCUAUCUAUCUAUCUAUCUAUCUAUCUAUCUCAGUUUCUUCACAUCUAUUUAUCUGUCUAUCUCAGUUUGUUCAUAUCUAUCUAUCUAUCUAUCUAUCUAUCUAUCUAUCUAUCUAUCUAUCUCAGUUUGUUCAUAUCUAUCUAUCUAUCUAACUAUCUAUCUAUCUAUCUAUCUCAGUUUGUUCACAUCUAUCUAUCUAUCUAUCUCAGUUUCUUUUUUCUUUCUUUUAACAUUCCAGAAUUCUUUGUACUGUUCUUUCUCUUAAACUUCAUUAUUUGUUCUAUAUGCCUGAAGCGUUCAUAUCAUUUUCCUUUCUUUCUUUCUUUCUUUCUUUCUUUCUUUCUUUCUUUCUUUCCCUCAAGCAUUUUUCUUUUUUCUUCAUUUUUUCUUUCUCUCUAUCUUUCUUUCAUGCAUUCUUUCUUUCUUACGAGAAUAUUUCUUUCUUUCAAUUAUUUAUCUAUCUCAUUCUUUCAUUCAUUCUUUUUUCAAGCAGUUUCUUUCCUUCAAGAAGUAUUCUUUUUUCUUCUGUUCUUUCUUUCUUUCUCUCUUUCUAUAUUUCUUUCUUUCUUUCUUUUUUUUAUUUUCCAUAUUUCCCUUUCUUUUUUGCUUUUAAUUCACAAUAUUCUUUCUUUCUUUCUUUCUUACUUUCUUUCGUUCGUUCGUUCAUUCUUUUACCCAACUGUCUACACCUUUAUUAUUCUUUCUUUCUUUCUUUCUUUCUUUCUUUCUUUCUUUCUUUCUUUCUUUCUUUCUUUCUUUUAUCAAACUGUCUACACUAUAUUUAUUCUUUCUUUCUUUCUUUCUUUCUUUCUUUCUUUCUUUCUUUCUUUCUUUCUUUUACCCAACUGUCAACAUUAUUAUUAUUGUUUCUUUCUUUCUUUCUUUCUCUCAAUAGCGAUGCCAAAUGUUUUUUCUCUAUUUCACCUUUUCCGUUACAGUCUCUUAUCUCGGCGUAUCAAUAUCAUUCCAACAUUCUUCAAUUUUUGUUCUAUUUGCCUGAAGCGUUCAUAUCAUUUUCCUUUCUUUCUUUCUUUCUUUCUUUCUUUCUUUCUUUUCUUUCCUUCCUUCCUUCACUCCUUCUUUCUCACUUUCUUUCUUUCUUUCUUUCUUUCUUUCUUUCCCUCAAGCAUUUUUCUUUUUUCUUCAUUUUUCUUUCUCUCUAUCUUUCUUUCAUGCAUUCUUUCUUUCUUACGAGAAUAUUUCUUUCUUUCAAUUAUUUAUCAAUCUCUUUCUUUCAUUCAUUCUUUCUUUCACUCAUUUUCUUUCCUUCAAGAAUUUAUCUUUUUUCUUCUGUUCUUUCUUUCUUUCUCUCUUUCUAUCUUUCUUUCUUUCUUUCUUACGAGAAUAUUUCUUUCUUUCAAACAUUUAUUUUUUCUUUCAUUCCUUUUUAUUUAUUUCUUUAUUCCAAGCAUUUUCUUUCCUUCAAGCUUUUCCUUUUCUCUUUUUUUCUUUCUUUCCCUCUUUCUUUUUUUCUUACGAGAAUAUUUCUUUCUUUCAAGCAUUUAUCUUUUUCUUUCUUUCUUUCUUUCUUUCUUUCUUUCUUUCUUUCUUUCUUUUAAGCAUCUUCUGACAUUCAAACAUUUUUCUUCAUUCUUCUUUUCUUUCUUUCUCGCUCUCUCUCUUUCUUUCUUUCUUUCUUAA